Messenger RNA from Xiphias gladius (swordfish), 1714 nucleotides. It is a transcript of the gene dlx2a, whose product is annotated as distal-less homeobox 2a. Lineage: Eukaryota; Metazoa; Chordata; Actinopteri; Istiophoriformes; Xiphiidae. Gene Ontology annotation, molecular function: RNA polymerase II cis-regulatory region sequence-specific DNA binding; DNA-binding transcription factor activity, RNA polymerase II-specific. The record is from RefSeq and is a predicted model, not a curated record. The coding region runs from base 228 to 1058 and encodes 276 amino acids. The transcript has 3 exons. Gene Ontology annotation, biological process: cell differentiation; embryo development; negative regulation of transcription by RNA polymerase II.
ACUCUCUCAUAAAUGCGCUCCCACCACCGACCGUGGCAGAUAAUCACAGGCCACUGCGAGAGUGACACUCCUUCCGCUGAUUUUGCCACAGUUUACACGGGGAUGCGUUUUGAUUCGCGAAAAGGGGUCAUCGGUCCAUGAUUUGAGUCGUGUUUUCGGCUUGCAGUUUUCGCAAUUUUGCGAUUUUUUGCGCAUAGGUUACGAGACUGCUCCGCUCCAACUCGAAGAUGACUGGGGUUUUUGAGAACUUAAAUACUGAUAUGCAUUCGAACCAGAUUACCUCAAGCAAUUACCACAGCUUGCACAAAUCGCAGGAGUCCCCGACUCUGCCAGUGUCCACGGCGACGGACAGCAGCUAUUACAACAGCCAGCAACCUGGCCACUGCGCAGGAUCUCCAUUUGGCCAACUCGGCUCUUACCAGUACCACGGCAGCGCCACGAGCAGUGUGCCAUAUAACUCAAAGUCUUACGACCUCGGUUUCAAUUCAUCUUAUGGUGCAUACAGCUCCUACGGCCCCAACUCCUCUCCUACUCCAGCCGAUACAGAAAAAGAAGAGAGUGAGCCAGAAAUCCGGAUGGUUAAUGGAAAACCAAAGAAGGUCAGGAAACCUCGAACCAUUUAUUCCAGCUUCCAACUGGCUGCACUUCAACGGAGGUUUCAAAAGACGCAGUAUUUGGCUCUACCGGAACGCGCCGAGCUGGCAGCCUCGCUGGGCCUUACGCAGACACAGGUCAAAAUCUGGUUCCAAAACCGUCGCUCCAAGUUCAAGAAGUUGUGGAAAAGUGGAGAAAUCCCCCCGGAGCAACAUGUUGCUUCCAGUGAAUCUCCCCCUUGCACGUCUCCACCAACUACUGCCUGGGACUUUCCACAGACUCAAAGAAUGAACAGUGUCAACUCCAGUUUACCUCAGAGCAGCAGCCCUCCCAACACGACUGCGCCUUCAUCGUUUUUGGCAAACUACUCCUGGUACUCAACCACGAAUUCUACGACGCAUCUGCAGCCUCCUCUGGUCCAGCAUCACCACAACUCCGCCAUAAGCGCUGGGACGAUAUUCUGAAAAUAAUGGGUUUUUUUUUUUUUGGUUUUUUUUAAACAUCGGGUUUAAAUCGGACAAUACUGGUGAAAACAAAAGAAAAAUGCCAAUACCUUCAUUUUACAGACCUUGUGUGUGCGCCAUGCGAACUCUACACGCAAGCAUCUAGGAGAAGUUAAUGGAGCCACACAGGUUCAUGGACCUUGACAGUUUUCACGCUGGCAAAUAGUAGACACAGAUUUCUACAGUUAUUUUUGUAUUUAUUUAUUUUGUUUAUGUCGAGGGAUGAAUGAACCACUAUUACCCAAAGCAAUCACAGGCUGGGCGUAAGCCCUAUUUUACGCGGACGUCACUUUUUUUGCCAUUCCUGCAAAAAUAAAAGAUUCAUCGCAGGACAACCUGUCACAAAUGUAGCACAAGUUAACUGUAUCGUGCCUUUUUCAAUAUGACCUCAUUUUGUUGUGCGAUAAAAGCUUACCUUUAUCCAUUCCUCGUGUCAUUAGUUGUUUUGAAUAUACUGGGGGUAAGUGUAUGAAUCCACGUUUGUAAAUAUUUUACCACAGCUUUUUGAUAGCCCAUUACGCUUUUAUUUAGGCUAUUGGUGCAAAUCCAUUAACCACCGUGAGCUACUGAUUGUCCUACCCUCUGAUUUACUUGUAUUACAUUUAAUUGUAUUUUUG